UUUGAGAAAUAGAGGAAUUUGUUUACAUCAUGAUGUCGCACAUGCUGGUGCCGAGGUAGGGAAAACUAGCUAACAGCAGCUAACUUGGCUAAUUGGCGAGAAAUACAUAAAGCUGAGAGAGAAGAGUGGGCUUAGAGACCGGGCCCGCCUCAGACUAAAGUACCGGUGGCAGCUGCUGAACAAGAACUUUGACAAAGGCCUGUUUGCAACUCCGCUACCGGGACACAAGGAAGGCCGACCGGGUGUUAAAGAGGCCGGAGCAAGAGACCAGCUUUCGUCCGUGUGCUGUGACCGGACACCGCGGAACGUUUCGGGAGUUUGACCGUGUCUGGUCUUGGUUGUGACGCUUUUUUGGACAAAAAAAAAGAAAGUGGAACGGUAUGGAAAUGUCCUGUAACGGUACGUGUCAAUUUCAUAUCCCUCAACUGUGAAUUUCUUCGCAAGACAGUAGUGCUGCACUUUGUUUCAUCUGGGAGCCUGACGCAGAUAGUCAACAUGUCGAAAAUGCCAGCAAAGAAGAAAAGUUGUUUCCAGAUCACAAGUGUAAUCCAGGCUCAGGUGGCGGCCAGCAGCAUCCCCGACGACACCGAGAGCCUGGAAGAUCCGGACGAGUCCCGGACAGAAGACGUGUCCACGGAAAUAUUUGACGUUCCUCGGACCGACCUGGGGGUGUGUGACAGGAGCUCAUCUGAGGAAACCUUAAACAACGUAGGAGAGCCUCAGGAGAGCCAGCUGCCUCACACGGGUCCUGUCAAUGGGGGACUGAAUUAUAAAAGUUUGGGCACCGGCCGUGUCACCCCACAUAAUGUAGGAGGAAGUGUGCCUGUGCCAGCUACUACUCAGCCCAUUGUUCCAAGCUCAGUCCCUGCUGCCACAGUCUCCACCAGUGUGGCUCAUACAGCUCCUGCAAGCGCCCAUUGUAGUUCCCGUUUCAGGGUCAUUAAACUUGACCAUGGUACUGGUGAGCCCUUCAGACGGGGCAGGUGGACAUGCACUGAGUUCUAUGAGAGAGAUUCAGAUUCAAAUCGGACUGUGGAUAGCAUAAAGCCAACUGUAACUCUUGAUCACAGUACAGAAAGGGACAGUGGACUAGGGGCCACUAGUAAUUCUAUUGUCACUAGCAGUGUGUUUUCCGCACAAGUUUUGGAGAACACCACGGAUAGUGGCUACUCUGUCUCUGUUGGGCUCCCCGCCCAAACCCAUCCUUCAGAGUCUGUGCAGCAAGGCUACAGCUUGGUUUCUCAGAUAGGAAGCGGAGCAAGUGCCUUCCAGCCCACAGGGUAUACAACGUCAGCAUCACAGCAACCACAGCAGGUCCAGGUCAAUGUACAGCCUGUUGCUCCCCAAACAUUCCUCUCCAACAGCCUCAAUGGUGUGCACCAAGGUGCCAUGCAACAGAAGUCCCCCAUUGUACCUCCUACCACGCAGGCUCAGCCAUUUGCCUAUUCUGCUCAUCCCUCUGGUCUCUCAUCUGGCCACCCAGACUAUCAUCAACACCACUUUGGUUCAAGCUCUCAGAAUCAACCUAUGACUUCCCUGGGUGUGGGGCCUGCAGCCAGCCAGGUACCCUCGCCUUUAAUCACCCCUGCUGGUCAAGGAGCACAAGCACUGGGUGUAGAAUCAACUUCAGCACAGGGCCUGCUGCUACAGGUGGGGAACGCACCAGCCCUGGCCCCCAUCCUUCCAGGAAGUGGACAGCAGCAGCCUGUCAGCCAGACUCAGCCUUCAGGAGGGUUAGGCAGUGUCCCUGCACCCUCCGUCACCACCGCCAUUUCCCACAGUGGUGGCCAGAACGUGCCUGCCACAGUGCCCAGCACAACCAACACCUCUCCUGGUGUGCCAAGUCAGGUGCCUGGCACAGGAGGACUUGUCCAGCUCCAGGGAGCUCAUGGAGGAGUAACAACAGGCCUUCUCUCCGGCUUCAGCAACCAGGCAGAAGAUAGUAGACAGAAGACAGAUGUCCUACCUCUGCACAGUGUCGGUGUGGUUCCUGGCAAAGAUGGUGUAAAGCCUCUCAUCAGUGAGGGCCUGAGCCUGCCCAAUCCUGCAGUCAACACUCUGUUUGGCAUCCAUAUCACCAUGGAUGUGGAUGAAGACAGUGCCUCUGGUGCUAGCGUCGUUGCCAUCGAUAACAAGAUUGAACAGGCGAUGGACUUGGUGAAGAGCCACCUGAUGUAUGCUGUUCGUGAGGAAGUGGAGGUUCUGAAGGAGCAGAUCAAGGAGCUGUACGAGAGAAACUCAGUGUUAGAGCGCGAGAACGCUGUGCUGAAGUCACUGGCCAACUCGGACCAGCUCAACCAGCUGUCCAGCCAGCUCAGCCAGGGCAGCAGCACGUCACCGCCGCUGCAGCAGCAACAACACCACCCGCUCGUCGCAAACAACACCCCCGCUCUGGCUCACCACGAGGCGACUCAGAGCGUCCCUCAUCAACCCAACAUCACCUCGGCGUGAUCUCCCUUUCCUUUACACACACAGUCAAACACACACCUCCCACGGACAGGAGUGGAAGAGCCUGUUAGUAAAGACAACAACUUCUACCGCCCCCUUAACCCCAUAAAGCAAAAGGCUCGCUCUACGUUCAGUAUGCUCCAUUUGAGGACUAAUCAACAACAGCGACAUCUUUGUUUGCCAUGAAGAGCCAUGUUUCAGUGUGUGCACGAUGCCGUCACUGGGUCUUUGCAUUAAGACAUUUAACACCCCUUGCGAAGUCUUAUUCUGGCCCUUUGUUUGGCUGCGAGAGAGCUGAAGGAGGAGGAGGAGGAGGAGCAGGGGGAGCCGGUGUGCACCAUAAAACUGCAUGUUGUUCUUGUACAGGAGACGGGAUCCAAGGGCACAGAGAGCUGAAUUUGUGGGGGCAUCAAGUGGUGUAAGGAAGUGGCGUAACCCUGUGAGGGACCAGUCAAGGGUCCCGUUAAACAUCUGGCAGGGACUGUCCUUCCGGUGUCCACACCCCACAUCACUCCAGGGCUGGAGGAGGCCAGAGUGCAGAGGGAGACGUGGGAUAAAGGAUUCGUCCUCCCUGAGCAGACGAGGACGCCAGCGGGCGCCUCAGCUUGAGUGGAGCGAGUCGAGAGCCUUGGCUUGUUAUAUGCUGCAUCAAAAGCUUGUGUUGUUUUCUCAGAGCCACCGUACUUUGACAUGAAUCAUAAUAAAUUUUCAUUAGUUCAGUUUUAGUAUUUUGCAUUUAUUUAUUUCAGGGCUGCUAUUUUCAUAAUGUAAAUGAACAAUGUCAUGGAGAUACUUAUUAUAAACACACAAAAAAAGAAACCUUUCUCUUUGGUCUUUUGGUAUUUUAGAAUCUGUCAGGUAUUGAAUUUGGUAGUUUCUCGCAACAAGUAGAUCUCAGUCAGUAGGCAAUAAGUUCCAUAAUAGAAUUUUUUUCUUCUCAUGAAAUAGUGCUAACACUAAAGGCGAGCUUACAUUAGGUGAAAAUCCAGGUUGAAUGUAUAUUUUGUAAAGUGUAAAGUAUUAAGAGGUUGGAGGGUUUGUACAGGAGAAAACCUGUUAAGAUACGAAAUAUGUAACGGGCUGUUUCGAUAAAGAAAACUCUUAUUGUGCUUUUUCUAGGCUUUCUUUGUCAGAACGAAAAAUGGAAAUGAAUUUGGGGGUUUGGUUGUAGGGGGGGGAUGAAAAGCUGUGAAAAAUUGUUCGACCUACUUUAUAACCAAAGACGCGAAGUUGUGUAAGUCUUUUUUUUUCUUCCAUUUUUAAAUGCACACAUAUUUUUUUCUACUCUCCUUCCCUAUAUUUUUUUUGUUGCUGUUUUGCAUGUUCUGCAUGAUCUAUAAUCAAACCACUUUCUUACCUCAUGUUUUUAUCCAGCACUCUUAUUUUUCUGUCAACUUGUCAGUCUGUGAAUGAUUGUGAAAGGAUUUAUGAAAGGGAACAAAGAGCAGAGAGGGUGGAGUAAGUAGCUGAUGGUAAGAAUAAAAAAAAGAACGGAGAGAUAUUUGUGUCCGUGGGAUUGAAUGGCCUUGUGCACAAAACAAGAAUGAGUAAAGGAGCCAUCUGUGUUGUUUUCAUGUAAAUGCUGUUAAAUUUCAUAUGCAGAGAAAAGGGUUUGUUACAUUGCAGAUUUUGGUGAAUGCAGCAUUUCGUUUUCAAAUGUAAUGUACCCACACUGCUUACAAAGAGAAAAAUUACCAACGAGACGGCAAUAUCCACAACAAAACAAAACCGUGGAAACUAUAAACAUUUCACACUUAAAAGCUGGAUCCCAGUCGAUUGUGUCUGAGCAUAUUAUGGGAUGUCCUGUCUGUGUCACGUCUUUGUGCCUCCUCUGCCGACGCCUGCUGUCGUCAGGCGGUUCGGUUUCUUUCUCUGUGGCUUAGAAAUAAACCAAAUUGCUUGGUAAUUGUACAAUCAGUCAUCUUUUUUCUUUUUUUUUUUUUUUAAAUCUUUUGGAUUUCUUUUUCUUUCCUUUUUUUUGCAAACGGGCUUCUUUCUUUUCAGAUUUUUUUUCUUUCAUUUGAAGGAGAUGCCGUGUACAUGCCAAAUGUACUGUAUGAACGUGAUCACUGAGCCUUGGAGAAAAUAUCUUAACAAUGCCCUUGUAAUGUGCUGUUCAGACGAUUUUAGUUUUCAGUCAAAAAUAAAUUACUGUUUUAUUAUGAGAAA
This is a messenger RNA of Acanthochromis polyacanthus (spiny chromis), 4617 nucleotides long. RefSeq names its product TSC22 domain family protein 1-like. The transcript has 3 exons. Gene Ontology annotation, biological process: regulation of transcription by RNA polymerase II. The coding region runs from base 496 to 2451 and encodes 651 amino acids. NCBI's taxonomy places the organism in Eukaryota, Metazoa, Chordata, Actinopteri, Pomacentridae. The record is from RefSeq and is a predicted model, not a curated record.